CGGCGCUUUACGGCAGCGGCCGCGGCGUUUGCGGCGCUCCGGCGCGGGGUUCGGGGCGGACAUGGCCAGCACGAUGGUGGCGGUCGGCCUGGCCAUAGCGGCAGCUGGAUUCGCAGGUCGUUAUGCGGUAAAAGCUUUGAAGCAAAUGGAGCCACAGGUAAAACAAGCUCUUCAAAACCUACCAAAAUCAGCCUUCAGUGGGUAUUACAGAGGUGGAUUUGAACCCAAAAUGACUAAACGAGAAGCAGCUUUAAUACUAGGCGURAGCCCUACAGCCAAUAGAAAUAARAUUAGAGAAGCUCAUAGACGGAUUAUGCUUCUGAAUCAUCCAGAUAAAGGUGGGUCUCCAUAUGUAGCAGCAAAAAUCAAUGAAGCUAAGGAUCUACUGGAAGACCAAGCUAAGAAAUGAAUGAGAAAGAAAAUCUCUCAUUCAGAGGGUUUGUAACUGCAAAUGAUUAUUUUUGAUAAAUGGCUUAAGAAAAGUU
Molecule: messenger RNA, 485 nt
Organism: Malurus melanocephalus (red-backed fairy wren)
Lineage: Eukaryota; Metazoa; Chordata; Aves; Passeriformes; Maluridae
Gene: DNAJC19
Product: DnaJ heat shock protein family (Hsp40) member C19
Exons: 6
Coding region: 62-409 (115 amino acids)
Biological process (GO): protein import into mitochondrial matrix
Cellular component (GO): PAM complex, Tim23 associated import motor
Molecular function (GO): ATPase activator activity
Source: RefSeq, a predicted model, not a curated record